Messenger RNA from Hippocampus zosterae (dwarf seahorse), 1532 nucleotides. RefSeq lists its product as uncharacterized. The coding region runs from base 389 to 730 and encodes 113 amino acids. The record is from RefSeq and is a predicted model, not a curated record. NCBI's taxonomy places the organism in Eukaryota, Metazoa, Chordata, Actinopteri, Syngnathiformes, Syngnathidae. The transcript has 6 exons.
ACGGCGAAAAAAAACUGUGUAAUUCGGUACAGUAUCGAAGUAUUUAUAUUUGGAUCUUUGGAAGAGGGUUGGUCUCCGUCUCGUCUCCCGCCGUGAUUGGUGGCUUUGCUCGGCGGCAAGAUGGCUGCGUUGGCGCCCUCACUCAAUAGCGGCAUCCUGGUGGAAUGACGCAAGCCACACACUUCGCCUUCACUCCUCCGGAGGUUCGCAGUCACAUCCCCGCCCGACCCACCACCACCACCACCACCACCACCGCCGCCGUCGCUACCGCCGAGCCCGGAAGAAGACGGAGCGGCUUCACCUCCCCUUCGAACCCGGACCGGGAGGAGCUGGCGCCUCUUGCGUCGUGAGAGUGCGAUGAGGAGAGCGUUCCCAGCGUGAGGAGGCCAUGGGCUGCACCUCGGCCAAGCAGGUGUCGGCCGUGCCCAACGAUGACGAGGGCCGUGGCAAGGCCUACAGCAACGGCGACCUCUUUGCAGAUGAAUACAAGGCGAAGGGACUGGAGGAGGUGAAGUACAUGAGAGGCGAGGAAAACCGGGUCAAUGUGCGCAACCAGGAGAACUUGGAGAGAAGUAACACAUCGCAAAGUGGCAAGUUCCAGAAAGAGAUGGCGGCAAAUAUUAAGUCAAACAUUCACACGUCAGAGAGCCAGCAGGAAUUCUUCCGGAUGCUGGAUGAGAAGAUUGAGAAGGGACGUGACUACUGCUCAGAGGAAGAGGAGGGGUCAUAGCACAGAGGGCCCCCCGCCCCACCUACCAACACCCCCACCCUCCUCAGACAUCACACCAACUGAGACCCUCACAGUGUGUAUGCAUAGUGAGAGCGUGUGAGGUCAAUCAGUAUUUUACCAGCAGGGGGCGUGCAUGUGCGGGAGAUGGCAAAGGAAGUAUUUGAACUUGAAAGGACCAAGGUGGGACAAAAGGACAUCUUUUUCUGCCCCCAACCCAAGGCCGGGGCCCUGAGUGCACUGAUGGGUGAAAGGACCGAGUGAAUGGGGGACAAACUUUCUCAAAUGUGGCGGUCCAUGCAGGUGAGGAAGAAUUUCAGAACAUCACGCAGAACUUUAUUGCUGGACAAGCCGGACGGAAAGAGUUUGUGAUAUUUUAAUAAGAGGCAGAAGUCCGCUAGUCCGCUACCUUAUUGUCCCCCCCCCCCCCUUAUUUUUUUUUGAACACUUGUAAAUUAUCAACAUGGAGCAUAUUACUGCCGCCUCAUCCUCCCUCAACACAUACGCACACACACUUUCAGUUCACCAGCAACAUUCAAGCCAGCUUCUUUUCUUUUGGUCAUUUUAGAGCGUACACACACACACACACGCAAACAUGCACACACACAUGCUCGCUCACUCAGGCACUGUAGCAAAUUAACAACUGAAGAGGGAGGAUGAGAAUCAGGAGGAUGAAGCGAAAGCGCGCUUGCUGUGGAGAUGCAGACCCGAUGACCUUUCUGUUCUUUUGUUUACCGGAGAUUUCCUUGUUAUAUUAUUUGUAUAUGUUUUUUUUACUCUUAAAAUUAAAAUGGCAAAGCUUGUA